AUGGGGUUACAAGAGCCUGCUGGUAGCAGCUCCUCUCUCUCUGUGUCUAGCCCAGCUCCAAAUUCUAAACCAGCAGCCAAAGGAAAUGUCAUUGCCUGGCACGUCAUUGCAAAUGGACUAGGUCUCUCACUUGCAGAUUCACUGCACAUAGCAAUUUUGGCUUCUGUACUUUCUCUUAUCAUUUACUGGCUCAUCAGAGACAGCCACAGAGUGAGAAACCUGAGUGGAAAGCAUGUCUUCAUAACAGCCUGUGACACCGGACUUGGAAACUCACUGGCUAAAUGGCUUGACAAAAGGGGAUUUUGUGUCAUUGCCGCAUGUGCCACAGAAAAAGGAUGUGAAGAGCUACGGUCCUGCUCCUCACUCUCACUGAAGACAGUGAACCUGAACUUAGCUGACUCCAACAGCAUUGCCAGGGCUGUGGUACUUGUGACUGAAGAGAUGGCUGGCAAGGGGCUUUUUGGCUUGGUGAUCAAUGCUGAAGGAACAGCACCUGUAGCACCCACUGACUGGCUGAGGAUUGAAGACUUCCACUCAGUGCUGGAUGUUAGUCUGCUGGGAUCGAUUGAAAUCACGCUCAAGCUUCUGCCACUUCUGAAAAAAGCUGAGGGAAGAGUAGUCAAUCUAAUUAAUGCCAAAGGCCUCGCGGCUGUUGUAGGAGGUGGCUACAGCCUGUCCAAAUGGGGCAUGGAAGCUUUCUCUGACACCUUACGGAUAGAGAUGCAGCAUUUUGGAGUGAAAGUAAGCAUUGUUGAGCAUGGUUUCUUUAAGGCAGGAGUAGUUAAUUCAGAUGUCAUCGAGAAAUACCUCUUAAGACUUUGGAACAGACUGACUCCAGAGAUCAGGGACUCCUAUGGAGAAAAAUACUUUGUUGAAUAUAUAAAAGCUCAAAGAUCAUCAGUGAAAAGACUGUAUGACUCUGAUAUUUCUAAGAUCAUAAAAUGCGUGGAACAUGCCCUGAUAGCAAAGUACCCCAGGACACGAUAUGGAGCGGGAUGGGAUGCAAAGUUCUUUUGGCUGUUUCUCUCCUAUGCCCCAAGCUGUUUAUCUGACAUGCUGUUGUGUAUGACGUUUCCAGCUCCAGCAGCUCGUGGGAGAUCAGUUCCUGGAGUUCUAAUUAACAUUUAGUGUUAGACCAGCAUCUGCUGUGGGGAAGUAAAUAUUAAUCCUGUCAAAAUCAGACAUCCUCUUCUUUACCAGUUACUAGACUGCUUAGAUUCCUUUCAGAAGACACUUUCUCCAGCCCCCACCCCUCCUUACCUGGAAUUUCUGAGUUUGCAGAUAGGCUUGUAAAUCCAGCACAUUUCUGAAGGUCAGUUUUUUUAUGGUCAGAAAUUAUAUCUCUAGAGGAUCUGCAUUCAUAAAAUAUUCAGCUGCAAAGAUGGUUAAUACUACUCACCCAGUUUAAAAAAAUUAAAUAAGAAAAAAUCACUAAAAGAGUCAGUUUUUCAAGUAGACUUCAUCAACAUAUAGGCUGCUAGUGAACUUGAAAUAAAACGAUGGCCUUUCAGAACACAUAUCUUACACAUGUACCUUACAGAAUGCAUUUAGUCAGAUUUAGUAAUCUAUUUCAUGCGGGGUUUGCUCAUGGUCAUAUUCAGGAGCUGCUAAACUUCACCAUCUUCUGAACACAAGACAUGAAAUCAAAUAAUAACAAAGAUCAGCUACUGCAACAUAUUCCAAAAAUUACAAUUGCAGUAUUUGACCACAUCUAAUCACCUGACUAUUCAACUGUGUAGAGUUAAAACACAAGCUAUUUUACAGAUAUGCAGUUACAGGGAAAAUUAAAACUACAUUGUACUCUGUUACUAUGCAAAGAGAGUAUCCAAACUUAUAUUUUAACUUUCUUCCUAAUAUUAGUAUGGUUUAUGAGGAAAAUAUUAAAAACAAUAUGCACUCAUAUUUCUUUCAUCCUCAGUGUGCUUUGCAAGUUAAAAGGAUAGUUAUUUCGCUCAUUAGGUGAAACACGUCAUUAGCAUAUGCUAUGGCAAAUUAUUUCACCUGUAUAAAGAGCGUGUUCAGAAUGGCAAAACCUUAGUUCAGGUUACUGUGCCUCUUGUACAGUAUUUCUAUCUGUUAAGCUGCUGGCCAGAGGCUCACAAACUGGUGUUCCUACAGAUAUUAAAACUGAAGGGGUAAAGGUUUUAUUUGCUGAAGGGCCGUGCUGUUGAUUAAUCAUUAAUGUGCAAUUCAACUAAGCUUACAAAAACACUAUCUGCAGGUCAGAACUCCAAAUGUAAGAAAAGGAGUUUCAUCAUGCCGUGUGUGUAAGAGAGGGCAUGUGUGUGGUGUGUUUGUACAUGCUCAAGAAAGGGACAGAAUGUAAAAAGUGUUUAGUAACCUUUCGGUGUUUCAUUGAGGUUCUGUUCUCUGGCAAAUGGCUUCAAGAAUAAAUUAAAUUUUACUUCAUUUCAUGAUAAAUACCUGCAGAUAGUUCUCUCUAUCUGGCCUGACAGCUGUAAAGAGAAUGUGCAUGAAAACACUUAAUGGUAUAGUUUAUCAGCCCUUUAGUGACAGAUUACAGAGAGGUGCUGAAGUCUCUAAAAAUCAGCUGCCUUUGAAACAGAAUGAGUCCAGAAUUCAAGAAUCCAAGCAGGGAUUGUCCUCAUAAGGGAAAAAGAAUACACAUGAAAAAAACAAAGUUAGGACUAGAAUCUAAAGCUUCUGUUGAACAAAGUACCAAAAAUUAAAUUGUACAUCAUCAGAAGGAUACAUUGUGGUAUCACACUGAGAGGAAGAGGCCCAGUUGAAGCUGAGAAAUCCUUCACCGUCAGGUAUGUUAAACAAUCAAAUCUACAUACUACCUAUCCAUACAGCAUCCUAGGGAUGGUUUUAUUCCACAUCUGAAAAGUUACAAUUCUUAUAGGGGAAAAAGAAGUAUUACAUGGCUGACAUAUUAGCAGUUUUCUCCAAAACAGGUUCCAAAUCUUUCUGUUGAGAAAGACUAUUCACAAAACUGAUGCUACUUUUUCCUGUAGUAUGCAACUGGAGGUGAGUCUUGUGCAAAUGUUAGCCCUGCCUUCUCCCUUCAAAAAACAUUGUGAACUCUUUCCUUAAGAACAGCAAUCUGCCUUUCAAAGAAAUCCUUUCUAAUAGCCUUCCAGAUAUGUAUAUGCUGUGUCCCAGAUUCUAAGGGAUUUUCUACAUUAAAGCACUCAGAUAUGAAAGUUAAUUAAACUAAGGUUUUAAUUGCUUGUGUUCAUACUACCUUUAUAGUCAGUCUCUUAAAAUCAAGAGUUUUCUGUUAAAAGGGCCAGUUUAUUUAAUGUCUGUAAUGGGGUAGCUUUCACACUUAUGGUGGUACAACGUCAGUGAUGUUACAUCAAGAACUUUAGAAAGUUGUGUGAAGCAGUAAGCACUAUUCUUAUUUGACUGUAUCUAAAGCACUGUUGUUUUCAUCUCAGAGUGCCCUGAAGUCUCCACAAUUG
Molecule: messenger RNA, 3428 nt
Organism: Phalacrocorax carbo (great cormorant)
Lineage: Eukaryota; Metazoa; Chordata; Aves; Suliformes; Phalacrocoracidae
Source: RefSeq, a predicted model, not a curated record